This is a messenger RNA of Drosophila eugracilis, 1239 nucleotides long. RefSeq lists its product as uncharacterized. Lineage: Eukaryota; Metazoa; Arthropoda; Insecta; Diptera; Drosophilidae. The record is from RefSeq and is a predicted model, not a curated record. Gene Ontology annotation, molecular function: N-acetyltransferase activity. The coding region runs from base 63 to 809 and encodes 248 amino acids. The transcript is spliced from 3 exons.
UGAUUGGGCAGUGUUUUUAUUUUUAUUUUGUUUGCCUAAUCCAAUAGUUUAAUAAUACUUUAAUGCAGCCAUUUAUUGUUAUACGCAACUAUACGCAAGAUGACGAGCUCAAGUGCCAGGAGCUGGUGCGGGACUACAUUAUGUCGUUCUCCAACAAGUCCUUUUUUGUCUAUUGCUUUCGAGAGAUCACCCUGCAGUUUAUAGUUAUCACCUGGGCCAUAUUCUUCAUAUUUCUGGGAGUGCCCCUUCUUUUCUGCGCCCUUACUGUGCCCGCUUGCAUCUUCUGCCUUUUCACCGGCACAUAUUUCUCAUUUUAUUCCAAGGCUGUGGAGCUGAUGAGGACCAAACCAUCGCAAUCCUUGGUGGCCGAGUGUUAUGAACCCUUCAUUUUUCGCUGCUCUCCCAAAGAAGCUAGCUACCAGAUUUUCAUCGAUAACUGUCCGUAUGAUGAGGUUUAUAUACGAAAAUUUCGUCGUCGGAUUGUGGCCGCAAUUAGUGUGAAGAAUCAUCAUGCCGUGUACAAUGCAGCUUGGAUCUACCGUUUUGCCAUCGAUCCCAACUAUCCCUGCCAGACUAUCAUGGAGCCAAUGGUGAAGUUAGUGGUCAAGAACUGCAUAGGCGGUGGCUACGCUUCGCUGGAGUGUACCAUCUCCGAGUGGCAGGAAAGUGAGCGCGACUUCUAUGAUGAUUUUGGUUUCGUUACACGGCAGAUCUACCACAAAAAAAUCAUAGGCAGCAGUUUGGCAGUGAUGAAGACGCAGCUAACUUACGGUUUGCGUAAUGACGAGGCAAUGCAUAAGCAGAACUAGUGCAAUAUCCACGGUGCAAUAUAGAUAAUCUCGAUGUUUUGUGUAAUCUAGUUUAAUAUUUACGUAUUUAUUCUGUGAACUUUACAUUCCAGUCACUUAUUGCGUCCCGAACUCAAAUCACACCGAAUUAAGCCCUAUAUGGUAGAUCUUGGGCGAUACGACAAAGUUUAAAGUGAAUUUAGCCAUAAUUUUGCAAGGUAAUGCUUAUAUUUAAGAUAACAUUCCAUAGAAAUGCCCAAUGUUCUUUAGAUUUGACGUUUCGCCGAAGAAAAGAAAUACCAUCUAGAAUAAAGCUAAUUUAUAAUCGCCACUCUCGAAAAGUUCGAAUAAUUGUAAACACUUCGACAUUGCUUUUGUCCUGUUUUAUUAUCUCUGGUUUAUUCUUUGACAUAUUCUAUUUAAAUAAAUAAAUAAAAUAUUUAGUAAUAAA